Messenger RNA from Oreochromis aureus, 3634 nucleotides. Its product is annotated as NACHT, LRR and PYD domains-containing protein 12-like. Lineage: Eukaryota; Metazoa; Chordata; Actinopteri; Cichliformes; Cichlidae. Gene Ontology annotation, molecular function: protein binding. The record is from RefSeq and is a predicted model, not a curated record. Bases 599 to 3634 code for a protein of 1011 amino acids. The transcript is spliced from 8 exons.
UUUAGAAUCUUGUAACUCAUUUACUAACUCAGUUACUUUUUUGAAGAAGUAACUAAUAACUAUAAUUAAUUACUUUUUCAAAGUAACUUGCCCAAAACUGGUCAUAACUUUAUAGUUUUAAUCAUUAACCCAAAUUAUCGUAAUCAUGUAAAAUCCACAAACUUCAUACUCUUAGAAUAAGCUUAAACUGUCAGUGGUUUCCCCUGCAAUUUAUGGGCCUCAUUACAAUCAGUAUUAGUUAUUCUGUUGACUGACAAGAGGAACAGAAAAAUAUGUCCAUGAGAACAGCUUUAGUUUAAAUCCGACUGUAUUGACAUGCAGUAUAAAAGAGUGUAGGAGAGAAUCAAACAGCUAACAAAGCUAGCUGAGUUCAGUUUAGUCUAACUGCACUGAAGCACAUUAAGCAACAUGAACACACACACAGGACUUUUCUAUUGGUUAUAAAUUGUCCAUGAAAGUUUCCACAGUUCAUGAAUGUCCAUUAAUAUAUAAUAUUUCCCAGAGCUCUAACCUCCCCAGCUCAUUAGUGUUGAUGAAAUCAAAGGAACUGCGAGGAACUGCAGUUUGGUCGAAUCUGGAUCUUUUUCAUUAACAGUAAAUGGUUUUGGUGAUAAAGAAAUGUGUUCACAGAGAGAGGAAGAGGAGUGGUGUUUGUGAGGAGGAGCAGCUGUCCUGCUGUGCUUUGUGUCAGGUCGUCCUGAAGGAUCCAGUCUCUACCAGCUGUGGACACUGGUUCUGCAGACAGUGCAUCUCCUCAUACUGGGACCAGUCUGCUUCAUCAGGAGACUCCGCCUGUCCCCAGUGUGGAGAAAGAUCCAGAACCAAAGCUGGACUGCAGACAGCCAGUCAGAGCAGCUGUGUACAAAAUGUUGGUCUGCAGGAGGUUUUACAUGAACAUAAGAUCAGUCUGAGGAGGAGAUGUGAACGUGUGACUGAAGGAAGUGAUGAAACAGGAAGUAGAACCCUCCUCAACAGGAUCUACACUGAGCUCUACAUCACAGAGGGACAGAGUGAAGAGGUUCAUACCCAACAUGAGGUGAGGCAGCUGGAGACAGCUUCCAAGAUGGACGCCCUCCAUGACACUCCAAUCAGGUGCCAGGACAUCUUUAAAGUCUUACCUGACCAACAGAGACCCAUCAGAGUGGUUCUGACCAACGGCGUGGCUGGUGUUGGAAAAACCUUCUCAGUGCAGAAGUUCACUCUGGACUGGGCAGAGGGCUUGGAGAACCAACAUGUCAGUGUGGUGGUUCUGCUUUCAUUCAGGGAGCUGAACCUGAUCAGAGAUGAGCAGUACAGUCUUCUGGAGCUGAUCCAUGUUUUCCAUCCAACAUUACAGAAGGUCACAGCAGAGAAGCUGGCUGUCUCUCAACUUUUGUUCAUCUUUGACGGCCUGGAUGAAAGCAGACUUUCAUUGGAUUUCACCAACAGGAAGCUGGUGUCUGAUGUCACACAGAAGUCAUCAGUCAGUGAGCUGCUGACAAACCUCAUCCAGGGGGAUCUGCUUCCCUCGGCUCUCGUCUGGAUAACUUCCCGACCUGCAGCAGCCAAUCAGAUCCCUCCUACAUGUGUUGACAGGGUAACAGAAGUGCGAGGCUUCACUGAUGCCCAGAAGGAGGAGUACUUCAGGAGGAGAUUCAGUGAUGAAGAGCUGUCCAGCAGAAUCAUCUCCCACAUGAAGACAUCCAGGAGCCUCCACAUCAUGUGUAGUAUCCCAGUCUUCUGCUGGAUCACUGCUACAGUUCUGGAGCACAUGUUGACUACAGAGCAGAGAGGAGAGCUGCCCAAGACCCUGACUGACAUGUACUCACACUUCCUGCUGGUUCAGACAAAGAGGAAGAAGAACAAGUACCAUGAGGGACAUGAGACGAGUCCACAGGAGCUGACGGAGGCUGACAGGGAAGUUCUUCUGAAGCUGGGGAGGCUGGCGUUUGAACAUCUGGAGAAAGGAAACAUCAUGUUCUACCAAGAAGACCUGGAGCAGUGUGGUCUGGAUGUCACGGAGGCCUCGGUGUACUCAGGAGUUUGUACAGAGAUCUUCAAAAGAGAGUGUGUGAUCUUCCAGAAACCAGUCUACUGCUUUGUUCAUCUGAGUGUUCAGGAGUUUCUGGCUGCAGUCUACAUGUUCCACUGUCACAGGAACAGGAAGACAAAAGUGCUUAAGCAUUUUCUGGAAAAUAACCUUCUUGAUCCUUACUAUUACAAUUCAUUUUCAGAUGAUUUCUUGAUGAGAACCAUAAAGAAAUCCCUCCAAAGUCAAAACGGCCAUCUGGACCUGUUUGUUCGCUUCCUUCAUGGCCUCUGUCUGGAGUCCAACCAGAGACUCUUAGGAGGUCUGCUGGGUCAGACAGAGAUCAGUCCAGAAACCACCCAGAGAAUCAUAAACAACCUGAAGGAGAUGAACAGUGAUGAAAUCUCCCCUGACAGAAGCAUCAACAUCUUCCACUGUCUGAUGGAGAUGAACCACCUCUCAUUAUUUCAGGAGAUCCAAGAGUUUCUGAAGUCAGAGAACAGAUCAGAGGAACUCUCUGAGAUCCAGUGCUCAGCUCUGGCCUUCAUGCUGCAGAUGUCAGAGGAGGUUUUGGAUGAGUUGGACAUGAUGAAGUACAACACAUCAGAGCGGGGACGACAAAGACUGAUUCCAGCUGUGAGGAACUGCAGAAAGGCUCGACUGACUCAGUGUGAUCUCUCAGAGACUUACUGUGAAGUUGUGGCCUCAGCUCUGAAAUCCAACCCCUCCCAUCUGACAGAGCUGGACAUGAGUGGAAACAACCUGCAGGAUUCAGCAGUGAAGCUUCUGUGUGCUGGACUGGAGAGUCCAAACUUUCGACUGGAGACUCUGAGAUUCAGGAGCUGUGGUUUGUCAGAGAUCAGCUGUGAUUAUCUGGCAUCAGCGCUGAAGUCCAACCCCUCGUAUCCCAAAGUACUGGACCUGAGUGGAGACUACAACAAGCUGCAGGAUUCAGGAGUGAAGCAGCUGUGUGUUCUUCUGGAGAAUCCGCGAUGUCGAUUUGAAACUCUGAGAUUGAGGAGCUGUGGUUUGUCAGAGAUCAGCUGUGAUUAUCUGGCAGCAGCGCUGAAGUCCAACCCCUCCCAUCUGAGAGAGCUGGACCUGAGUGACAACAACAAGCUGCAGGAUUCAGGAGUGAAGCAGCUGUGUGGUUUUCUGGAGAGUCCAGGAUGUGGACUUGAAACUCUGGGACUGAGUGGCUGUAACCUCUCAGAGAGAAGCUGUGAUGCUCUGUCCCCAGUUCUCAACUCUCAGUCCUCUUGUCUGAAAGAUCUGGACCUGAGUAACAAUGACCUGCAGGAUUCAGGAGUGAAGUUUCUGUCUGCUGCACUGCAGAGUCCACAUUGUAGACUUGAAACUCUCAGUUUGGUGAGCUGUGGUUUAUCAGAGAUCAGCUGUGAUUACCUGUCAGCAGCGCUUAAGUCCAACCCCUCCCGUAUGAGACAGCUGGACCUGAGCAGAAACUACCUGCAGGAUUCAGGAGUGAAGCAUCUGUGUGGUUUUCUGGACAGUCCAGCAUGUGGACUUGAAACUCUGAGGAGGAGGAAAACCAUCAGACUGAAGUCCAAUAGUCCUCUUCCCCGGACAUUUGAAAGCUUUAGUGUUUCUAAUCAGUGUAAACUGUAG